Messenger RNA from Lachancea sp. 'fantastica', 1491 nucleotides. NCBI's taxonomy places the organism in Eukaryota, Fungi, Ascomycota, Saccharomycetes, Saccharomycetales, Saccharomycetaceae. The record is from the annotation of a GenBank genome assembly.
AUGUUCGACAAACUGAAGCGUAAAGUCAAAAACCUCAAGGACAACAACGACAACAAUGACAACGAGAGUUUACCCGAAUUUAGCGAGGCCGGAAAAGUCUCGAAACGGGAAAUAUAUCGCAACAGAUACAACUUUGGGGUGAAUUUUGGGUCUCUGUUUGUUCAGGAAAGCUACAUCUACCAUUCUUUGUUCUCUGAAGGCGGGGAUAACGAAUACGAGGCGAUUUCUGCCCUUGUAGCAAAGUCGUCGUCUGAAGAAGUGGCUAAAAAACUGCAAGAACACUACACAAGUUAUGUGACGGACCAGGACUGGGAAUGGCUACAGAAAGAGGCAGGUGUCACUGCCAUCAGGUUGCCAAUUGGUUACUGGCACGUUGAUAACGGUGCGUAUAUUGCGAACAACAUGAAAUUUCAUGAUUUGAAAGCAGUCUACCAGGCAGCUAAACCAUGGGAUGUCGUGGGUUCAAUCGUCAAGAAGGCUGCGCAAUACAACAUUGGUGUAUUGGUCGACAUCCAUGGAGUCCCCGGUGGGGCCAAUAACGAUGCUCACUCUGGCGAGAGCAAUAACGGACAAGCAAGUUUUUUUGCUACCGGUGACUUUGUUUCGAGCGUCGUGGACGAAAUCGUUCCCUUUAUCGUCAAGGACCUGUGCCAACCCAACGAAAACGUCAUUGGCCUCCAGGUGAUCAACGAGGCGGCUUUCAGUGAUUCUGCAAAACCUGAAAAGAAGUUUUAUUUCAAAGUGAUCAGUGCAGUCCAAAAUGUCGACGACACUUUACCUGUGGUGAUCUCGGACGGCUGGUGGCCCCAGCAGUGGGCAGAUUGGCUCGAGGAAAACAACUUGUCCAACAGUGUUGUGAUAGACUCGCACGUUUACCGGUGUUUCUCUGACAGUGACAAAAAGAAAACCGCGGGUCAAAUAAUCGACGAUUUGCCUCAAUCCGUGAAUUUUGCCAAUGACAAAGCCGACUACAUGGUGGGUGAGUUUUCGUGCGUGUUAGAUGGCCAAACUUGGGACAAGACCAAAGAAUCGCGCCAAGAAUGUGUGCGCAAGUUUGGUCAGGAACAGGCACGUGUUUUCCAAGAUAAAGCGAGCUGGGGAUGGUUUUUCUGGACAUUCAAGUUCCAAGAAGGCGACGGCGGCGAAUGGGGGUUCCAGCCUAUGAUCAACAGCGGGUCUUUACCCAAGCGUCCCCGUGUAGACCCGGUUAUUGACGAUGAAAAAGUCCAGCAAGUCAUCAAUGAUCAUGUCAACUACUGGAAGGACAAAGGCGGUGACAAAUUGGAGCAUUGGCGUUUCGAGGAAGGUCUUAAGACCGCCAUUGCCGAUAUCCGUUCGUUUAAUGAGUUUGACCAUUCCAGGGUGGGCAGAACUCAUUUUAUCAAGUCAGUGAGGAAAAGUCAGCACACAGCAGACAAAGGUAGCGGUGAAUACGUUUGGGAAUGGGAGCAGGGCUACGACCAAGGACUAGCAGUGUUUAACAAAUAUUAG